Messenger RNA from Acytostelium subglobosum LB1, 423 nucleotides. RefSeq lists its product as hypothetical. The record is from RefSeq and is a predicted model, not a curated record. NCBI's taxonomy places the organism in Eukaryota, Evosea, Eumycetozoa, Acytosteliales, Acytosteliaceae. The transcript has a single exon. Gene Ontology annotation, molecular function: carbon-sulfur lyase activity. Bases 1 to 423 code for a protein of 140 amino acids.
AUGUCAAUCGCUUCAAAGUUAAGAAACUUCGUAUUAUCAUGCCAUUGUGGAAAGGUCAGAUUGACAUGUGAUAUGGAAUCUGAUCUUAGUCAGAGUGGCCGUUGCAACUGUUCAAGUUGUUUCAAGACUAGGAUGUGGGUACAUCCUGUUUCCAACAUCAACUCACUCAAGUUGACCACGCCAGAGUCCAACCUGGCCGUAUACCACUAUGGCGCCAAGUGCACUGGACACUAUUUCUGCAAGUCGUGUGGCACCCAGAUGUAUAUGCGUGGCGAGUAUCCAGGAUCACCAGCAUUCGCCUAUGUCAGCAUCAACUGUAUUGAAGGAUUGACCCAACAGGAGUUCUCGGCAAUCCCCUUUGCCUUUGCCAAUGGUCUCGAGGACAACUCCAACGAGUCUCCCAAGUUCACCAACCAUCUCUAA